GAGAGAGGUCGGGAAGGAAGGGCGGCGGGGAAGGGGGUGUCUUCCUUGAGCUGCUCCUGGCAGGCGCUGGGAUGCCGGAAAGACCCGGAUGGCUGGCAGGGGACUGGCUCCAAAAACGUCCUUCCGCCCGCGCGCUGGGGUGGUGUGCACUCCCGCUGGAAGCCUGCUCCUCCCCAGGUGGCUGCGGUUUCAGGCUCCUCCCUGGUGCAUUAUGCCUUAAAGGCAGAGGCGGCCUUACCGGAGCAGGUCAACAUCACUAGCUCCUGCCAGGACCAAGGCACGCUCAGAGAAUCGCUGAGUCUACGCGUCUAGGAGCUCAAGAUGGUCCUGAGUGGGGCACUGUGCUUCCGAAUGAAGGAUUCGGCCUUGAAGGUGCUUUAUCUGCAUAAUGACCAGCUUCUGGCUGGAGGGCUGCACGCAGGGAAGGUCAUCAAAGGCGAGGAGAUCAGUGUUGUCCCCAACCGGUCACUGGAUGCCAGGCUCUCGCCAGUCAUCCUGGGUGUCCAAGGAGGAAGCAGGUGCCUGUCUUGUGGGAUGGAGCAGGAGCCAACUCUGAAGUUAGAGCCAGUGAAUAUCAUGGAGCUCUACCGCGACGCCCAGGAGUCCAAGAGCUUCACCUUCUACCGGCGGGACAUGGGGCUCACCUCCAGCUUUGAGUCAGCUGCCUACCCAGGCUGGUUCCUGUGCACAGUGCCUGAGGCUGACCAGCCUGUCAGGCUCGCCCAGAUCCCCGAUAAUGCUGGCUGGGAUGCCCCCAUCACGGACUUCUACUUCCAGCAGUGUGACUAGGGUGACCUGACCCUCAGAGCUCCCUGGGCAGGGCCAGCCGGGGCGGGGGUGGGGGUGAAGGAGCCCCAUAAUGGGUGACCGCCCCCUGUGUGCUCAGACUUACUGCGCACGUGGCCACGCUCUCACUUCCUGAUCCUGAAUUUGUGGGCAAAUUCUUCUGAGAUUUGGGACCUGAGCUCAGUUUCCCUCUCUCUUGAGUGGUGCUGUUGGUCUGGAACCUCAUAGGAACUGCAUGCGCUAAACUGGGAAUAACAUAAAAAGUUUUCAAAGGGAGAAGGUGGAAGCUGGGUUGAGAAUACUUCAUGCUCAGCCAAAACAGACCCAGUGCCCUUGAACUCCACAGGCCAGUCAGGUGGCCAAUGAAGGUCCUGCUAUUCCCCACUGUGCAGGAGACAGAGGUGGUUGUACAGUUAAGUGACUCAAGGCCCCCAGCCCCUCCUCCUUCCCAUUCAUCUGGCCAUCAUCUGCUGCUGCCUUUUCCAUCUCUGCCCUCAUCCUCUGGCUGUGGACAAGCGGUGGUGUCAGAGGAAAUGACUCCAGCUUGGAAGGCAGAAGAUGGACAGGGCAUGCAUCUCUGGAACCCGAGGUACAAUGAAAAUCCCAGAUGCCGAUGUCUACGUGCAUGGGAAGAUGCUCGAGAUACCAUAAGUGAGACGACCCAGCCACAAAGUAGUGCAAUUUAUAAUUUCAUUUGAAUUUUUAAAAGUGCCCAUGUAUUUCUGUCUAGACAAAAAUUCUGGAAGAUUUAUGUCAAUUAUAGUCAUGUUAUCGUGGUGGCAGUAUAGGUAACUUCUCUAUGUUCUUACUUCUCCAUAUUUCCUCAUUGUUGUGCAACAAGGAUGGAUUCCUUAUCUAAUAAUAAGAAAUGCCACUGAUCCUGAGGCCAGCAGGGCUGACCGCAUGCUUGAGUUGUCCCUGGAAAGAAAUUCAAAAUAAAUUGAGCUCUGCUGCUCGGGCAGCAAGAGCAGGGACCAGAAAAGAGAUCCCCACAAAGCCCCCAAGAUGGGGAGUGUGGUAGGUUUGUGUGACUGGAAUCUCCUGGGUAAGGAAUUUACAAGAAAAUAAAAGUGCUGUGCUGGAACCUGGAAUGCUCAUAGCCCCUGUGACCACAAGGUGUGGGGUCCAGCCCCCAAGGGGGUUGUUGUACUGGAUGAACUGUGCCCACGCCCCAAUUCAGAACUUCUCAGAACUUGGAACUGUGACCUAACUUGGAGAGAGAGGGUCUUUGCAGAUGCAGUUAGUUAGUCAAGACAGUUAUGUGGACCUAAACCGAAGAUGACUCAUGUCUCUGGAAGGACAGGGGACUCAGACAAAAAGACCGUGUGAAGACACAGGCAGAGACUGAGUGAUGCUGCCACGAGCCGAGAAGCACCAAGGAUGUGGCGGCUGUCAGAAGCUAGGCUGACAGAGGAAGCAUUCUCCCCCUGCAGUCUUCAGAGAGGGCCUGGCCGGCCCAACGCUUGAUUUUGGACUUGUGGUCUCCUGAAUUGUGAGGGAAUCAGUUUCUGUUGUGCUAAAGCACUGAGGUUAUGGGAAUUGGCUCAGUGUCCCGGGAAACGAGUACAGCUGCGGCUGAUCCCCGUCUCCUGGUGUUCACACACUGUAUGAAUUCCCUCCCGCGUUGUCCCAGUCAUCAUUGUGAUCAAGGGAAUGUGGCAGAAGAAGUAAUGAUACACCACUUCCAAGGUUGGGCUGUAAAAGACACUGUGGCUAUCUAUAGAGAGACCCACGUGAUCCAAAGUGCGUCUCCCCCCACUGGCCACAUGGGUGAGCUUGCUGAGCCGGGCAGCCGGGCAGCCAGGCAGCCAGUCCUUCAGCCUGGACAGGCUCUCGGGUGCCUGUAGCCCAGCCGGCAGCCUGGUCGCACUGAUUGAAGCCUGCUGAGGGCUAGGCUGCUCGACCUUGCUGCCCCUCAGAAACCGUGAGACAAUCAAUGCCUGCUGUGUUAAGUUCUGCAGUAACUUGUUAUAGAGCAAUAGAUAACUAAUACCCCCAAAAGGAAAAUAAAUGCAUUUAAGUAUUA
Molecule: messenger RNA, 2812 nt
Organism: Oryctolagus cuniculus (rabbit)
Lineage: Eukaryota; Metazoa; Chordata; Mammalia; Lagomorpha; Leporidae
Gene: IL36RN
Product: interleukin 36 receptor antagonist
Biological process (GO): inflammatory response to antigenic stimulus; cellular response to lipopolysaccharide
Molecular function (GO): cytokine activity; interleukin-1 receptor binding
Source: RefSeq, a predicted model, not a curated record